Branchiostoma belcheri (Belcher's lancelet) is the source of this 2121-nucleotide messenger RNA. RefSeq names its product bifunctional 3'-phosphoadenosine 5'-phosphosulfate synthase-like. NCBI's taxonomy places the organism in Eukaryota, Metazoa, Chordata, Leptocardii, Amphioxiformes, Branchiostomatidae. Gene Ontology annotation, biological process: 3'-phosphoadenosine 5'-phosphosulfate biosynthetic process; sulfate assimilation. Gene Ontology annotation, molecular function: adenylylsulfate kinase activity; sulfate adenylyltransferase (ATP) activity; ATP binding. Bases 112 to 1974 code for a protein of 620 amino acids. The transcript is spliced from 13 exons. The record is from RefSeq and is a predicted model, not a curated record.
AAUGUCAUUUCCGGUUCAGACACUCGCUAGCUUCCGGUUUUCGACAGCGGACGGCGUUCCUCCGAAAAUACCGACUCUUUUCACCUCUCCUGGUCCCAAAUCACGACAAAAAUGUCCGAGGAUAGUCAACAAGACAGCAAGAGGCAGAAGACGAACUUCAUCAAGGCGACGAAUGUGUACCCUCAGCAGCACCAUGUGAGCAGGACAAAGCGUGGACAGGUCCUCGGUCAGCGCGGCGGCUUCCGUGGCUGCUGCAUCUGGCUCACCGGUUUGUCCGGCGCAGGGAAAUCCACCAUCGCCUUCGCUCUGGAGGAAUACCUGUGUGGGAAGGCCAUCCCAUCCUACACCCUUGAUGGAGACAACAUCCGUACGGGGCUGAACAAGAACCUGGGCUUCACGGCCGAGGACCGAGAGGAGAAUAUCCGCCGUGUGGGAGAGGUGGCAAGGCUGUUCGCCGACGGUGGCAUCGUGGCCAUCUCUGCCUUCAUCAGCCCCUUCCAGAAGGACCGUGACACGGCCCGUAAGCUUCAUGAAGACAACGGGCUGAAGUUCAUCGAGGUUUUCGUAGACACGCCUCUGGAGGAGUGUGAGCGUCGGGAUGUCAAGGGCCUGUACAAGAAGGCUCACGCAGGACAGAUCAAAGGCUUCACCGGAAUCGACUCUCCCUAUGAGCGUCCUGAGAACCCGGAGAUCGUCAUCAAGACCACGGAGUUGGCUGUGGACGAGUGUGUGCAGACCAUCGUCUCAGUCAUGCAGGAGAAUGGUAUCGUCCCGCGCUCUGCCAUGGAGACUGUGAGGGAACUGUUUGUCCCUGAGAACAAGCUGGAGGCCGCUCGCUCUGACGCCGACAGUCUGGCAACGCUCAAGAUCAACAAGGUGGACAUGCAGUGGUGCCAGGUGCUGGCUGAGGGCUGGGCCACGCCCCUCUCAGGGUUCAUGAGGGAGAGGGAAUAUCUGCAGUGUCAGCACUUCGGCAUCAUGAUGGACGGUGGUGUGACGAACCAGACCAUCCCGAUCGUGUUGGCGUGUUCCACGGAGGACAAGGAGCGUCUGGAGGGGAGCGCCGCCAUCGCGCUACAGUACGAGGGCAAACGCGUCGCCAUCCUCCGCACGCCCGAGUUCUUCGAACACCGGAAGGAAGAGAGGAGCUGCCGAACCUUCGGGACAAGCAACAAGGGACAUCCCUCAGUGAAGAUGAUUUUCGAGAGUGGUGAUUGGUUGGUUGGAGGCGACCUGGAGGUGCUGGAGCGAAUCCGGUGGAACGACGGCCUGGACCACUUCCGUCUGACGCCCAACGAGCUCCGGCAGAAGUUCCGAUCGAUGGGCGCGGACGCGGUCUUCGCAUUCCAGCUGCGAAACCCCGUCCACAACGGUCACGCGCUGCUGAUGCAGGACACCAAGAGGAGGCUGCUGGAGAGGGGGUACAAGAAACCGGUGCUCCUGCUGCAUCCACUGGGUGGUUGGACCAAAGAGGAUGACGUUCCCCUGCCAACGCGUAUAGAGCAGCACAAAGCAGUGCUGGAGGAGAAAAUCUUGGACCCAGAGAGCACUGUGCUGUCCAUCUUCCCAUCCCCCAUGCUGUACGCAGGCCCAACAGAGGUUCAAUGGCACGCCAAAGCCCGCAUGUCCACAGGAGCAAACUACUACAUUGUGGGUCGUGACCCUGCCGGCAUGCCACACCCUGACGGGACAAAAGACCUGUACGAACCCACCCACGGCAGCAAGGUCCUAACCAUGGCCCCAGGACUGACCCAGCUGGAAAUCGUUCCGUUCCGUGUCGCUGCCUACAACCUGAAGAAACAGCAGAUGGACUUCUACGACCCUGAGAAGAAAGAAGACUUCCUCUUUAUAUCAGGGACCAAGAUGCGUAAGUUUGCUCGUGAGGGCGAGCAGCCUCCGAGCGGGUUCAUGGCCCCGAAAGCCUGGACAGUCCUGUCUGACUACUACCAGUCACUCGGCAAGGCCAAGGCCUGAACACCACCAGCUCUGUAGCCAGUCAUGUGUGAUAGGUGUUACUCUAAUCUCCAAGCAGAUCAUACGGUGGCAAGACAGUAUCCAUUGGCCAGAGGAGUGUCCAUUAGCCACUGAAGGGUGGCAAAUGGAUACUGUCUGGCUAAUGGA